AUGCGCUCCCUCACCCUCACCCUCAUCACCCUCCUAGCAACCCUAGCAACUGUCACCAGUUCUCCGCUCAAGACUCAGUCUAAGCCCAAGUCCAAAUCCCACUAUGUUGACUGGCACACCUUUCAUGCCCGCGGCGUCAAUCUAGGCGGCUGGCUCGAACAAGAGUCAACAAUCGACGUCCCCUGGUGGAACAAAUACUCCCACGGUGCCGCCGACGAAUGGCACAUGUGCGAGAACCUAGGCUCAAAAUGCGCCUCGGUCUUUGAAACCCGCUACUCAACAUUCAUCACCACAUCAGACAUCGACACCCUCGCCGCUGCAGGGAUAACCAUGCUCCGAAUCCCAACCACCUACGCUGCGUGGAUCCAUGUCCCCGGCUCAGGUCUUUACCGCGGUAAGCAGCAAGACCACCUGCACCGUAUCGCAACCUACGCCAUCGAGAAACACGAGAUGCACAUCGUCAUCGAUAUCCAUUCCCUUCCAGGCGGGACGAACGGUCUCGAUAUCGGCGAAGCCGUCGGCCAUUGGGGAUGGUGGUGGAAUGAGACAAACCUCGAAUACUCCCUGCAAGCCGUUGACGCGCUAAUUGACUUUGUGCAAACCUCUGGCCAUCCAGAGAGUUAUUCUAUUGAACCGAUCAAUGAGCCAGCCGAUAACCACGACUUUGCUGAUUUCGGUACCCCCGAUGCAUUGAGCGAGCACGGGCAAAGUGGCUGUUGA
Messenger RNA from Penicillium maclennaniae, 720 nucleotides. RefSeq lists its product as uncharacterized. Gene Ontology annotation, biological process: glucan catabolic process. The record is from RefSeq and is a predicted model, not a curated record. Gene Ontology annotation, cellular component: extracellular region; cell surface. Gene Ontology annotation, molecular function: glucan exo-1,3-beta-glucosidase activity. NCBI's taxonomy places the organism in Eukaryota, Fungi, Ascomycota, Eurotiomycetes, Eurotiales, Aspergillaceae. The coding region runs from base 1 to 720 and encodes 239 amino acids. The transcript has a single exon.